GAACUUCAAAUUGAACCGACGUCACCAACAAUACAAGUAGCUAGGACUAUUCGACAGAUUGGAGACGAAUUAGACUCUGAUCCGCAUCUAAAUGGUUUACUUCAUAAACUACAUGUUACAUCAUCAACAGCUUAUAGUACAUUUAGACGCGUAGCAAUGAGAAUAUUUCAAGAUGGGCAGUUCAACUGGGGACGAAUUAUUACCCUCUUCUUCUUUGGAUAUCGCUUAACUAUACGUGUAUUAUCGGAAUCCCCUAUUGUUGAGAUGAUUAUUAGUUGGAUAGCGCGUUUUAUCUACGAAAUAUGUUCAUUUUGGAUUGCGGAAUCUGGCGGUUGGGACGCUAUAACCCAAUAUAUUCAACAAGCCGAUUGGAAGAACAAGUAUACACUCGGAUUAAUUGCUGUUGGUGUAUUAGUGACGGCUUUUGUCACAUGGCAACGA
Molecule: messenger RNA, 441 nt
Organism: Trichoplax adhaerens
Lineage: Eukaryota; Metazoa; Placozoa; Uniplacotomia; Trichoplacea; Trichoplacidae
Exons: 2
Biological process (GO): regulation of apoptotic process; intrinsic apoptotic signaling pathway in response to DNA damage; extrinsic apoptotic signaling pathway in absence of ligand
Cellular component (GO): mitochondrial outer membrane
Molecular function (GO): protein heterodimerization activity; protein homodimerization activity
Source: RefSeq, a predicted model, not a curated record